Messenger RNA from Microbotryum saponariae, 1007 nucleotides. Lineage: Eukaryota; Fungi; Basidiomycota; Microbotryomycetes; Microbotryales; Microbotryaceae. The record is from the annotation of a GenBank genome assembly.
AUGUCCCCCGCGCCCAAAAGGAUCCGUACCAUCACCUUGCCCUCCCCAUUCACCUCGAGCGAGUCAACCGACGCGCCUGAACCCCUCUCCCUUCACCUCUCGCGUAAGACCGCGUCGUACCUCCUCGUGCACUCCGCAUCAGGCGAUACAGCGCCGCACCAAUACUCGAUCAUCAAUUGCUUGGCCUUGAGUGAUCCGUUCCCUUUGCCUGAUAAGGAGAACCAAAGAUGUCGGAUGUGGUUGAAGAUUGGGCCGAGAGCGAGCGGCGAGGACGGCGGCGAGAACCAUGGCUUGGUCGAACACUUGGCACAACAAGCGAUCAUCAGGGAGUGCGUUUUUAUAUCGUCAUUGCAGCAGAGUUCAUGUUGCUGACGAUCUAAUAUGGGCGUUGGCACCACUAUGUUUCGUUUGCGGUCCUGUAACCCCCACGUGUAGCACCGGUCUUAGAAGCCAACAAGGCGAAAUCUCACAGCCUCUCGUUGAACUCUUGCUCGACGAAAAAGAGCUCUCCCACGUCUGCGAAGGCUGUGGCAAGUUCGAAACGGCCUCCGCAGAAUCAUCGUCCGAGGACGGCGAGGAAGAGUCUGUACCCGCCGAGGACCGGUUCAAGAGGUGUGCGAGGUGCAAGAUGGCUUACUACGUUAGUCCACAUUCAACCUUGACAUAUCGUUCUCAUCUGCGUUGCUCACCGAUCCCCCACAACCCUGUCUGUUUGAGAUAGUGUUCGAGCGAGGUAGGCUUCACACCCAAGACCUUAUCUCCGAGUCUCCACCACUCGUCGUCUCUGAGUUCAAACCUUCGGCCCAUCUCCACUCUUUUGAAAUCCUGCGCAGUGUCAAGCCUCUCAUUGGAAAACUCACAAACCGAACUGCCAAGAUUGCAUCGCCGAAACGGACUACGAGAUCGAAUUGGCCCGACGGCAAAUCUUACUCAAGGUUUAUGGACGCGCGGAUCACUUAUCGAAAGCGGAUGAGGGGCAAUCGGCGAAAAAGAGCAAGCUCGAUUGA